Mucor velutinosus is the source of this 417-nucleotide messenger RNA. RefSeq lists its product as uncharacterized. NCBI's taxonomy places the organism in Eukaryota, Fungi, Mucoromycota, Mucoromycetes, Mucorales, Mucoraceae. The transcript is spliced from 3 exons. The record is from RefSeq and is a predicted model, not a curated record. Gene Ontology annotation, molecular function: structural constituent of ribosome. Gene Ontology annotation, cellular component: cytosolic large ribosomal subunit; ribosome. Bases 1 to 417 code for a protein of 138 amino acids. Gene Ontology annotation, biological process: translation.
AUGAGUGCCGAUUUGGUCUGGGCUAUCAUCAAGAACAACAACUCUUUCCUCGUUAAGCGUCAACACGUUCAGUUCUCCUCUGAACCCGCUAACUUGAUGAACGUCAACUCCUUCAAGUACUCUGGUCUUGCCAACUACAAGACUGUCUCUGUUCUCCCUGCUGCCCGUGGUGUCCGUGUUACCACCCGCAAGGCCAACAAGCAAAACUCCCCCAAGAAGUCCAUCAACACUGUUGUCAUUGCCAAGACCCGUCGUCAAACUUCCAAGUCUGUUGCUAACUUGAUCGCCAAGAGCAAGUACAGACCUGAUCUCCGUGCUGCUGCCGUUGCCCGUGCUUCUGCUCUUCUUUCCACUCAACAACCCAAGAAGGUUCAUGCCAAGCGUGAGUCCAAGGGUCCUCGUGCUCAAAAGAACUAA